CAGGAGCGGGCGCGAAAAUUAAAACAAAAUGAAGAUUUUUUCUGAAUCUCAUAAAACGGUGUUUGUUGUGGAUCACUGCCCAUACAUGGCGGAGUCCUGCAGACAGCAUGUGGAGUUCGAUAUGCUGGUGAAGAACAGAACGCAAGGAAUCAUCCCCUUGGCUCCCAUCUCUAAGUCCCUGUGGACUUGCUCAGUAGAGUCUUCCAUGGAAUAUUGUAGGAUAAUGUAUGACAUAUUCCCUUUCAAAAAGCUGGUGAAUUUCAUUGUGAGUGACUCCGGGGCACAUGUUUUAAAUUCUUGGACUCAAGAAGACCAGAACUUACAGGAGCUCAUGGCGGCACUGGCUACUGUGGGCCCCCCUAACCCUCGGGCAGACCCCGAGUGCUGUAGCAUUCUGCAUGGCCUUGUUGCUGCAGUGGAGACCCUGUGCAAAAUUACCGAAUACCAACAUGAGGCUCGCACUUUACUCAUGGAGAAUGCAGAACGAGUGGGGAAUAGAGGACGGAUAAUCUGCAUUACAAAUGCAAAAAGUGAUAGUCAUGUACGGAUGCUUGAAGACUGUGUCCAGGAAACAAUUCAUGAGCACAACAAGCUUGCUGCAAAUUCAGAUCAUCUCAUGCAGAUUCAAAAAUGUGAGUUGGUGUUGAUUCAUACCUACCCAGUUGGUGAAGAUAGCCUUGUGUCUGAUCGUCCUAAAAAAGAACUGUCCCCAGUUUUGACCAGUGAAGUCCACAGUGUCCGAGCUGGGCGGCAUCUGGCUACCAAGUUGAAUGUUCUGGUACAACAGCAUUUUGACUUGGCUUCAACGACUAUCACCAACAUUCCCAUGAAGGAAGAGCAGCACGCCAACACAUCGGCCAACUAUGACGUGGAGCUGCUUCACCACAAAGACGCACACGCGGAUUUCCUCAGAAGCGGUGACACCCACUCAGGCGGCAGCAGUAGAGAAGGCCCAUUUAAAGAGACAGUGACCCUGAAGUGGUGUACACCCAGGACCAACAGCAUCGAGUUACACUAUUGCACUGGAGCGUAUCGAAUUUCACCAGUAGAUGUAAAUAGCAGACCUUCUUCCUGCCUCACUAAUUUUCUCCUCAAUGGUCGCUCUGUGUUGUUGGAACAGCCGAGAAAGUCAGGUUCCAAAGUCAUCAGUCACAUGCUUAGCAGCCAUGGAGGAGAGAUCUUUUUGCAUGUCCUUAGCAGUUCUCGAUCCAUUCUAGAAGAUCCACCUUCCAUCAGUGAAGGCUGUGGAGGAAGAGUUACAGACUACCGGAUUACAGAUUUUGGUGAAUUUAUGAGGGAAAACAGGUUAACUCCUUUUCUAGACCCCAGAUAUAAAAUGGAUGCGAGUCUAGAGAUCCCGCUGGAGCGUGCAAAGGAUCAGUUAGAAAAGCACACGCGCUACUGGCCCAUGAUUAUUUCACAAACCACCAUUUUCAACAUGCAAGCGGUAGUUCCAUUAGCCAGUGUUAUUGUGAAAGAGUCUUUGACAGAAGAAGACGUGUUAAAUUGUCAAAAAACAAUAUAUAACUUGGUUGAUAUGGAAAGGAAAAAUGACCCUCUUCCUAUUUCUACAGUUGGUACCAGAGGAAAGGGCCCUAAAAGAGAUGAACAGUACCGAAUCAUGUGGAAUGAGUUAGAGACACUUGUCAGAGCCCAUGUCAGCAACUCAGAGAAGCAUCAGAGAGUCCUGGAGUGUCUGAUGGCGUGUCGGAGCAAGCCCCCGGAAGAAGAAGAGCGGAAGAAACGAGGGAGGAAGAGGGAGGACAGGGAGGACAAGUCAGAGCAGGCGGUGAAGGAGCACGGGCCAGAGAAGCCCCGGCCAGACUCAGACAGGUUGAAAGGCAUUCUAGAACGAGGGAAAGAAGAGCUGGCUGAGGCAGAGGUUAUAAAGGACUCCCCUGACUCCCCAGAGCCUCCAAACAAAAAGCCCCUUGUUGAAAUGGAGGAGACGCCACACAUGGAAAAGUCUAAAGGGCCAAUGUCCUUAUUGUCCUUGUGGAGUAACAGAAUCAACACUGCCAAUUCCAGAAAGCACCAGGAGUUUGCUGGACGCCUGAACUCUGUCAAUAACAGAGCUGAGUUAUACCAACACCUUAAGGAGGAAAAUGGGGUGGAGACAACAGAAAGUGGAAAAGCCAGCCGUCAGUGAAGAGCGACUGGAGAAACUAAGUUUAGUAUAUUGCAAAAAUAUUUUGGGCAGAAUUUGAUACAAGUACUUUUACAGCAAGAUUGUAUAGCUAUGUUGCCUGGACUUGUUUUUACAUUUUUAAAGAAUUUCAACAAAUUAUCUUUUUUGUACUAAUUCUAAGAUUGGCAGAGUCAAAAUAUAUACAUUUGAGAUUUGUUUGUCCUCCCAAAUCACAGCUUAUUUUAUGGUAAAAGGUGUUCCCUCUGGAAAUGUUUUUUAAGAAAAUUCUUAGGCUCCUCUUUGCCAAAUAAAACUAUUAAAAUGUAUGAAA
Molecule: messenger RNA, 2459 nt
Organism: Phodopus roborovskii (desert hamster)
Lineage: Eukaryota; Metazoa; Chordata; Mammalia; Rodentia; Cricetidae
Gene: Ints13
Product: integrator complex subunit 13
Exons: 17
Coding region: 29-2149 (706 amino acids)
Biological process (GO): regulation of mitotic cell cycle; centrosome localization
Cellular component (GO): integrator complex
Source: RefSeq, a predicted model, not a curated record